Filobasidium floriforme is the source of this 858-nucleotide messenger RNA. RefSeq lists its product as uncharacterized. The record is from RefSeq and is a predicted model, not a curated record. Bases 1 to 858 code for a protein of 285 amino acids. The transcript has 6 exons. NCBI's taxonomy places the organism in Eukaryota, Fungi, Basidiomycota, Tremellomycetes, Filobasidiales, Filobasidiaceae.
AUGCCAAUCUUCAACAACAUCUCAAAUUCGAGCGAAAAUUUCCGGAUGCAAAUAUGCUUCCUCGUGCUCUUGUGCCUGCCAAAAUACCGCGUCUCCCAGGAAAAUACCGUGUCCCUAGCAGUUCUUUACUCCCCUCCUAUCUUACGUUUGGCUGCCAUAUUGGCUGAGUGGAACAUGUCAGUGAUGAGGUUCAUUAUGGCCGCGCCUCGUCCAAAUCACUUGUCUUUGGGGAGUUUCCAUGAAUAUGGUUAUUCACUGCACAGUGAUUCUGAUGCAUUCUUGCAGUCCUACAAUUCACAGAUACAAUCUAGUCACAAACACUGCAAACUGAUUGUAAAAGCUGACCAAACUGACAGGUCCUGCAACAUCCUUACCACUGCACACAGCAACUGUCCACGCGACAAACAGGCGGUCAAGGAAGAAAUGGAAUGGCACCACACUAGGUGGAGGUUCCGCACCGAGUUGAUUGGGAAGCUCCUCACAGCAAGGACUUAUCACGACAUCGUCAAAGUGCAGCAAGCACAAUUGCUGCACCUUUUGAUUGGGGAAUUGGCUUACAAUCAGGGCCUUAGGACUCCCCACACGCCAUCCCUUCCUUCCAACACGGUCGAUUAUCUUUUAAGGUUACCUGUACACCCUUGUGUGACUUCUCCGGAUCACCCAGUGCUACAAAUUGACUUCCAGGAUGGAAUGCCAAAAAGCUUUCACCAUUACAUGCGGUGCAAGCAGGUCAACAAUCUCAAAGACCGACUAGAAGGCUUUCUAGAAAUGCAUACAGACGGGCCGGGGUCAAUCAAGCGACAUCGGCAAUGGAGUACAGCCAACUCCCUGUCAGACCCUCCUACGCUGAGAUUUUGA